CUUCCGGGUUGUAAUAUUCUUUGUUUUUAGUUGUUAAAGUAAAUAUAUUUUGAUAGAGUUUGCGUUUCUUAUACAAUGUAGUAUAGAAACAAGACAUUGCAGAAAUCAGUGAUGUGUAUAAUAAUAUUACAGUAUUUAAAAAUAAUUCUUUAAGAUCUAUGACCAUUAAUGAAACAUGAAUUUUUGUCCAGAGAAAGAUGAUAUUCAGCUUCAAGAAAACAAAUUUGUACAGUUUUUAAAAUAUGACUUUAAAAACGAUGAAAGAUUUAAGACAGGACUGCAACGAUUAAUAAAAUGUAGCUCUGAAAAGACAAGCGAGCAAGAGUAUUUCAAGGCAAAAUUAUUUUACUACUCAAAAUAUUUUGUACCAAUCACAUUUCAAGAGUUUAUGGAUUGGGAAAAGAGAAAACAAAAUUUGGAAAUGCCAUAUUUGCAAGGCUUAAAUUUGGAGAGCUCUUCAAAGAGUGAUGUUUUGCUUAAUGGGAAGACUGAAGAUAAAGAAAACACCCUAGAAAACAGCAGCAUAGCAUCAGUUGUUAAACAGUCUUUUAGACCUGUUCCUGAUACUGACAGGCAGUCCAUUACAAUUAAAUGUGAUCUUCACUAUUCUCAAAGCCCAGUGUCUUUUACUCAAAACUGCAAAGAGUCACUUGCUAGUCCAGUAUCUUCUUCUCAAGACUUUAGUGAGUCCCUUACUAGUCCAGUGUCUUCUGCUCAAAACAUCUGUGAGUCACUUACUAGUGAAUGUGAUAUUCAAAAUUCUCAAACUGUUCAAAAUUCCAAUGGGCUACUUACUCAUCCAGUGUCUUCUGUUCAAAAUGUUGAUGAAUCACUUACUAAUAAAACUGACACUCAAAGGCCUGCAAGCCCAGUAUCAUGUCCUCAAAACUUUAGUGAAUUAAUGGAGAUCAUACAAAGUGGGAAGCCAGUUCCUGGUAUAAUACAUAUUGACGUGAAGCCCACUAACACACUAGAAACACCAUCGGCAAUACACAGAGUAAAAAAGCCUUGGGAGUAAAUACUGUGCUGAACGCAGCCUUCAAAGCAGAUGCACAAAUCUCUUGACCUAAAUAUUGUAUAUCUAGAAGUGUUUCAUAUUUAUAUCGGAUAAAAUGUGGAAAAUGUAAAGCUGAAAUAAUAUAGGAUGAUUUAUUCUGUGCACAGCUGUCCAGAGAAGAGAUCAUGGACCAGAUCCAAAGUUAAAAAACAACUCUAUAUUAUUAUUAUCGCUAAUGUCUGUUUAAUUUCUUAUAACCAUAACCAAAUAAAUGUUAAAAAGAAGAAUUGUAAA
Molecule: messenger RNA, 1291 nt
Organism: Gigantopelta aegis
Lineage: Eukaryota; Metazoa; Mollusca; Gastropoda; Neomphalida; Peltospiridae
Exons: 3
Coding region: 176-1018 (280 amino acids)
Source: RefSeq, a predicted model, not a curated record